UCAGCUUGUCAUCACUUUAUCACUCGCCACUCGGCCGCCAUCCAGAUUUGACCGUCAGCCUGUCCACCUGCCCCAAAUCUGAGGCGACGGCCACUUUUUUCCUCCGAGAGAGGAUAAGCAAGACAGGUGACUGUAAUUUUCCGAGCGCCUGAUUUAGACUCCUGCCACUCAGCUGGGCUUUUUCCACCCUUAAAAGGCGGCUGCCUUCUUUAUAAGGCGUGAAAUGGCUGCAAUGAUGGCCCCCGUUGAGUCUGACGAUGAGCACAACAAUUACUCGGACGAGGAGACCGAUUCACUAAACGGUCAUACAGCCAAUUCGCCGACGCCGGAGUUGAAAGCAUGGGACCUGUUCCGCGUGUUGCCGCCUCAGAAAGACCUGAGCGCGGCCGAAAGCGAGGCCACGAUGAACCUCAUCCUUCGCUGGGUCAAACUGCUUAUCUGCAUAAUUGUGUUUUUGGUGGUGCUCGGAUGCGGUGUCCUUGCCAAAGGGACCAUCCUUUUCAUGGCGGCGCAAACCAGCGGAACGCAGCAGGUCGAUUUUUGCUACAAGCAGAUUAGCAACACUGCGGAAAAAAGAUAUGUGGCGAAAUUACCCCUGGUAGAGAGAGUAGGAUGGACUUGGGCGCUCUUUUUCGCCCUAAUUGUUCCUGAGGUGCUGUCGCUUAUGCGAUCAAUUCGCAUGUGCGUCUUCAAGAGUUUCAAAAAACCACCCCUGGGCGAUUUUCUACUUGUGAUGUCUGCAGAAACUCUUCAUGCGAUCGGCAUAGGCAUCCUUGCGUUUGUUGUUUUCCCAGAACUUGAUAUCUUGAAAGCGGCCAUGCUGACGAACUGCGUGUGUGUAGUGCCAGGCAUCCUAGGUUUGUUAUCAGAGCACGGUUCAGUGAACAGAACCAUGAUCAGGGUGGCCAUCGACAUCGUGGCAUUGGCAGCUCAGGUCACUGGUUUCAUAAUUUGGCCCCUGGUCGAAAACGAAAAAAGAGGCUCGCUAUGGUUCAUUCCAUUGGCGCUGUUUUUAGUCUCGUUCGGCUGGUGGGAAAACUUUGUCAGCCAGAACUCUGCCUUGGGUUUCGUCCGCUAUAUUGCCGAAAUAAAAGAACGUGCUAAAAAGUGGCGCUACUUUACGUACUUGUUCGCCUCCGCGUGGAAAAUGAUCGUCCUCUUUGUGACAAUGAUAGUGGUUUGGGCCGUUAAGGAGGCGUCUGCUAAUGAUCUCUUCUCCUAUUUUGGACCUGCCUUCUACGAGCACAAAAUACAAGUCAUGGAGGUUCGUAACUUAACAGAGCAGCCGCAGCCCAACAUUGAGUUUUUUGAGGUGGACUCAACUUACGUCUCGCCUUUGUGGCUUCUGCUGAUCCAGGCCCUUUCCGCACACAUUUGCUACAUUUCGGCCAAGUACGCGUGCCGCAUCAUGAUUCAGGGUUUCAGUUUUGCACUGGCCGUGUCCAUCACUGUGCCCAUGACCCUAUCAGUGGCCGUUGUGCUCUGCGGACUGAAAACCAUCGACCCGUGCUAUUUCCACAAUGUUAUCCCCGACUACCUGUUCUUCCGACUGCCACCGGUGUACUAUCUUGGAGAAUUUCUUUCUAACCAGCACGCUUGGAUUUGGUUAAUCUGGCUCGCAUCGCAAGCGUGGUUCACCGCACACAUAUGGUGGCCAAAAUGCGAAAGGUUGGCCCGCACCGAGAAGUUGUUCGUCACUCCGAUGUACAGUGCUCUCCUUAUUGACCAGUCUUUAGCCCUCAACAGGAGGAUCGACGACUCUGAAGAGGCGCUCACCAAGCACAUUAUACCAGAAAAAAGCAAGAAGCCGCCUAUUGAAGAAUUCGCAGAUAAUGGAUCUGUCUCGUCCAACGCGUCGGACAUCUUUGCCCACGGAUCGCCUUCGAAUGACCACGUCACUCGAAUUUAUGCUUGCGCCACCAUGUGGCACGAGACCAAAGAAGAGAUGAUGGAGAUACUCAAGUCCAUCUUCCGCAUGGACGAAGACCAGUCAGCGAGAAGGAUGGCUCAACAGUGGUUACAGAUUGUUGAUCCCGACUAUUACGAAUUUGAAACGCACAUAUUUUUUGACGACGCCUUCCUACCGGAAUACGAGUAUGCAAACAGAGAGGGCCCUUUGGUCAACGCGUGGGUCAAAACCCUGGUGAGCACUAUUGACGAAGCAGCCAGUCACGUGCACAACACACAUGUCCGCCUGCGGGCGCCCAAAAAAGUGCCCACCCCAUAUGGCGGCAAAUUGAUUUGGACGCUGCCUGGAAAAACGAAGCUCAUCACCCACCUGAAGGAUAAAAAUAAAAUCAGACACAAGAAGCGAUGGAGUCAGGUCAUGUACAUGUACUACUUGUUGGGUCACCGGUUGAUGGAGAAGAGAAUUCCUGCCGAACGCAAAGAGGUGAUUGCCGAAAACACAUACCUGCUUGCCUUGGACGGCGACAUCGACUUCCAGCCCAAUUCUGUUCAACUGCUGGUCGACCUGAUGAAGAAGAACAAACAGUUGGGCGCCGCCUGCGGAAGAAUUCACCCCAUCGGCUCCGGCGCGAUGGUCUGGUACCAGAAGUUUGAGUACGCCGUCGGACAUUGGCUGCAAAAGGCCACGGAACACAUGAUCGGCUGCGUGCUCUGUUCACCGGGUUGCUUCUCGCUCUUCAGGGGAAAGGCGCUCAUGGACGACAACGUGAUGCGGAAAUAUACCACCCGCUCCGACGAGGCCAGGCAUUAUGUUCAGUACGAUCAAGGUGAAGAUCGAUGGCUGUGCACCCUGCUGCUGCAGCGCGGUUACAGGGUGGAGUACUCGGCGGCGAGUGACGCCUUCACACACUGUCCUGAAGGGUUCAACGAAUUUUACAACCAGAGACGCCGAUGGGUGCCCUCGACCAUGGCCAAUAUCAUGGAUCUGCUCGGAGACUACAAACGCACCGUCAAAAUGAACGACAACCUCUCCUUCCUCUACAUGAUUUACCAGGGUUUCCUCUUGGUCGGCUCAGUUUUGGGCCCCGGAACCAUAUUCCUCAUGCUGGUGGGUGCUUUUGUGGCUGCUUUUCAAAUAAAUCAAUGGUUGAGUUUCUCCUACAACCUCAUCCCAGUGACGAUAUUCAUGGUUAUUUGCUAUUUUGCAAAAGAGAAAACGCAGUUGACAGCGGCAAUGAUAAUAAGUACAUUAUACGCCAUGGUGAUGAUUGCGGUUUUGGUCGGCAUCAUGAUGCAGAUUUCCGAGGACGGGCCUUUGGCGCCAUCGUCGCUCUUUUUCUUCGUUGUGUCAGGGCAAUUAAUUGUGACUGGGCUUUUACACCCUCGAGAGGUGGGCUGCCUGCCGUUCGGGGUCGUUUACUACAUAACCGUACCCAGCAUGUACAUGCUGCUAAUCAUCUACUCGCUAUUCAACCUGAACAAUGUCAGCUGGGGAACUCGAGAGGUGGCCGUGCCCCUCAGCCAGCAGGCUAUGGCGGCGGAAGAAGCAAAAAAAGGUCAGAAAAAGGGAGCAUUUUCUGGAUUACUGGACAGCUUCAGGUCAAAACCGGACUCCAGCGAGCCAGAGGACGGCGCGAUCGAAUUCUCCCUCACGGGCCUGUUCAAAUGCAUGCUGUGUACUUAUCCAAAAGUGGUUGAUGAAAAGCAGCAACUGAUGAGGAUCGCCGAUUCACUUGAAGCUCUCAACCGUAGAAUGGACUCCAUUGAAAGGUCGAUUGACGGUCCAGCACCAGCACUGGGCAGCCGUAGGCGUUCUUUCGCCCUGCUUCGAAGCGCAGCAAACAACGAAACUUUGGGAACGCUUGCAGAGGCGGCAGAGACCGACGAGCAAAUGAGCGAUGACAGCGAGGGACGCUACGCCACCGAAGUUCCUAUUAUCAAGCGAGACGACCUGACCAACCCUUUCUGGAUGGAGGACGCGGAACUGAAAAAGGGCGACGUUGAUUUUUUGUCUGGAGAGGAGGAGCAUUUCUGGAGGGACCUGAUCGAUAAGUACUUGUACCCCCUUGAAGAGAACAAAAAGCAGAAGGAAAAAAUCGCAAGCGAUCUGAAAAUGCUGAGGGAUAAGAUGGUGUUUGGCUUUUUCAUGCUCAACGCCAUGUUCGUCAUGAUCCUUUUCCUAAUUCAACUGAAUAAGGAUUUGCUCCACUUCAACUGGCCUCUUGGAGUGAAAACCAAUAUCACAUUCGAUUACAAUUCAAAGGAGAUUUGGAUCAACAACGAAUACCUGGAGCUGGAGCCGAUUGGCAUCGUCUUUUUGUUCUCUUUCGCGGCGCUGCUUUUCAUUCAGUUCUUCGCCAUGCUCUUCCACCGCUUCGGCACCCUGUCGCACAUUUUGGCUUCGACCGAACUGGAGUGGUAUUGCACGAAAAAGGUCGAGGACAUAACGGAAGACGCUUUGAUGGCCAAAUACGGCAUAGAGUUUGCUAAGGAUUUGUCGCGACUCACGGGCAGUAGCGAAAAUGACACGAAGAAGGAACAGAAGGAACGGCUUUUCUCCAUCGUAAACUUGGAGCACGAAAGUAAGAAGAAGCAGCAGGAAGGCUCGCUUCCCACGAAUUUCGAAACGAGAUUCACGUCCAUGGACUUUGGUUCUCAAGCAAAUCCCAUAUUGAGGCGCAUUUCAGCAAGGAGAGGCACAAUGGAAGCUUUUACUCACAGGCGAAGCUCCGUGCUGGCCGAGAGACGCAAGUCCCUGCGAAUGGGGAGCAUGGACAUGGGCAGAGAUUCUAUACCCGAGGUGGGUCUCAACCGACGCAUCGACUCGGUUGUGAGCUGGAGGGAUACCGACGCAUGAUUUAUUUCCCGUAACACUUUUCCACUCCAAAUUCGAUUGUGAUAGUAAAAUAAAAUUUAAUUUAUAUAUAUAUAUGAAUUUUUUUGUAAUAAGUAAAAAUUCGUUUAAAUAAUAAAACGUUAAUUUUUUUUGCUUA
Messenger RNA from Neocloeon triangulifer, 4901 nucleotides. RefSeq names its product chitin synthase chs-2-like. Bases 224 to 4765 code for a protein of 1513 amino acids. Gene Ontology annotation, molecular function: chitin synthase activity. Lineage: Eukaryota; Metazoa; Arthropoda; Insecta; Ephemeroptera; Baetidae. The record is from RefSeq and is a predicted model, not a curated record. Gene Ontology annotation, cellular component: cell septum; cell periphery. The transcript has 22 exons.